Messenger RNA from Penaeus vannamei (Pacific white shrimp), 304 nucleotides. RefSeq names its product luciferin sulfotransferase. Gene Ontology annotation, biological process: sulfation. Gene Ontology annotation, cellular component: cytoplasm. Gene Ontology annotation, molecular function: sulfotransferase activity. The record is from RefSeq and is a predicted model, not a curated record. NCBI's taxonomy places the organism in Eukaryota, Metazoa, Arthropoda, Malacostraca, Decapoda, Penaeidae.
GAAGGUGGCCAAGUUCCUGGGCAAGGCGGUGACGGAGGAGGAGGUCGAGAGGCUGGCCGACCACUGCUCCUUCGGCAGCAUGAGCAAGAACAAAGCAGUUAACAAUGAAGAUAUCAUGGCACCAUCUUCAGAGCGUACCAAGAAUAUUAAAUUCAUGAGGAAAGGACAGGUGGGAGACUGGAAAAACCACCUGACGGAGGAGCAGGUCAAGGCCUUCAAAGCUUGGACUAUGAAGCACCUACAAGACUCUGAUUUCCCGUACUACAGGGACUAUGAGUAGUGCAUCUCGACAGGAAAUGGGAGA